AUCCUUGAAGCUUAGUUAGGGUUUUGGUGCUGCUCCUCCAUCUACAGUCGAAGAACCAGUUGUCUCUGCAAACAUGGGGAAGACACGAGGUAUGGGAGCUGGGCGCAAGCUGAAGUCCCACCGUAGAAGGCAAAGGUGGGCUGACAAAUCUUAUAAGAAGUCUCACCUUGGCAAUGAAUGGAAGAAGCCAUUUGCUGGGUCUUCUCAUGCCAAGGGCAUUGUGUUGGAAAAGAUAGGUAUUGAGGCUAAGCAGCCCAAUUCUGCCAUUAGAAAAUGUGCCAGGGUCCAACUCAUCAAGAACGGGAAAAAGAUUGCUGCAUUCGUACCCAACGAUGGGUGCCUGAAUUAUAUAGAAGAAAAUGAUGAAGUGUUGAUUGCUGGAUUUGGACGUAAAGGACAUGCGGUCGGAGAUAUUCCUGGUGUUCGAUUCAAGGUUGUGAAGGUCUCUGGGGUGUCUCUCCUUGCUCUUUUCAAGGAGAAGAAGGAGAAGCCUAGGUCUUAAGUUUGCUUGGUAGAGCUUGUCAGCUUAUUUCAGAUCUUGAUUAUUCGUUGUUAUGGACUAUUAUGUAGUUAUUGGCUCCCUACUUGCAGUCUGAUUUUUGACAUCGUUUGGCUUUUUAGAAUUCCUUCCAUUUUGCUCUGAAAUAUUAAUAUAUCAACACCCAUGUCGAGCUUUAAUUGAAUUCAUUCUGCA
This is a messenger RNA of Cucurbita pepo subsp. pepo (vegetable marrow), 694 nucleotides long. Its product is annotated as small ribosomal subunit protein uS12. Gene Ontology annotation, molecular function: structural constituent of ribosome. NCBI's taxonomy places the organism in Eukaryota, Viridiplantae, Streptophyta, Magnoliopsida, Cucurbitales, Cucurbitaceae. Gene Ontology annotation, biological process: translation. Gene Ontology annotation, cellular component: ribosome; small ribosomal subunit. The record is from RefSeq and is a predicted model, not a curated record.